Messenger RNA from Rhineura floridana, 1259 nucleotides. RefSeq names its product VPS28 subunit of ESCRT-I (gene VPS28). Bases 38 to 811 code for a protein of 257 amino acids. The transcript is spliced from 10 exons. The record is from RefSeq and is a predicted model, not a curated record. NCBI's taxonomy places the organism in Eukaryota, Metazoa, Chordata, Lepidosauria, Squamata, Rhineuridae. Gene Ontology annotation, biological process: protein transport to vacuole involved in ubiquitin-dependent protein catabolic process via the multivesicular body sorting pathway. Gene Ontology annotation, cellular component: ESCRT I complex. Gene Ontology annotation, molecular function: protein-containing complex binding.
GGUGAGGCCUUGAGCUUGGUGUGGGGCUGGAGGGCGGAUGAGAGAGAGAUCCCCGGGGCGACCCCUGCCGCCCUCGGCUCUCCACGGCGGGGCUUCCUGCGUGGUGGUGCUGGUAGGCUGGAUCCAGCUGCAGACUGCUGGAAGCAUGUUUCAUGGAAUCCCAGCAGCCCCUGGAAUGGGAGCCCCAGGGAAUAAGCCAGAACUGUACGAGGAAGUGAAGUUAUACAAGAAUGCCCGGGAGCGAGAAAAAUAUGACAACAUGGCCGAGCUAUUUGCUGUGGUGAAGACGAUGCAGGCUCUGGAGAAAGCCUAUAUCAAGGACUGCGUCACCCCCAAUGAGUACACUGCAGCCUGUUCCCGCCUCUUAGUCCAGUACAAGGCUGCAUUCAAGCAGGUGCAAGGCCUGGAGAUCAACUCAAUUGAUGACUUUUGCCGCAAGUUUCGGCUCGAUUGCCCGUUGGCCAUGGAAAGGAUCAAAGAAGAUCGGCCAAUCACCAUCAAGGACGACAAAGGGAACCUCAACCGCUGCAUUGCUGACAUUGUGUCGCUCUUUAUCACAGUGAUGGACAAGCUGCGCUUAGAAAUCCGGGCCAUGGAUGAGAUACAGCCUGACCUCCGGGAAUUGAUGGAGACCAUGAACCGCAUGAGCCAUUUGCCCACAGACUUCGAGGGGCGGCAGAAAGUGAGCCAGUGGCUACAGACACUGAGCGGCAUGUCAGCUUCUGAUGAACUGGAUGAUUCUCAAGUCCGGCAGAUGCUCUUUGACUUGGAGUCUGCCUACAAUGCCUUCAACCGCUUUCUGCACUCUUGAGGACACCUGCUCUUGCCUUGGCAGUGGCUGAGACAGACCCCCCCCCUUGGUGUAAACAGUGCAGCCCCCCCCCCAUGGUUGUACAAUGUUAUGGUGCUCUUGUGAAGUUGUUGAGAAUGGACAUUCCUUCCAAAGACAAGGGCUCUUAAUUUCCCUCUUUUGGAAAAAAAGAGGUUGCUGCUUGUUUAAUUAACAUGUGACCUUCCUGGCUGUCCCACUUUCUUUUUCAUUGCAUAGUGUUUGUGACCAUUGCUCUAACUUGGGGGGAGGUCUCAUGUUGCACCAGGACAGAAGGCAAACAAUGGUGACAGCGACCUCUCCUUGGAGCCUGAAGGGAGAGGAGCAGGGCACUCAACGCCUGUGUGGUGGUCAUCUUUAUUGGGUCUUGCUUUUGCAAGGCAGAUUCUGCACAUCUGAAGCAAAUAAAUCCUCUUUCUAAAGUGAGAAA